CAUAAGUCACACAUAUGUUUGAAUUAUAUUACAUGAACACAAAUACAGACAGACACCUGUCUAGAUCAUAUUACAUAACAUUCACACAUCUGUCAGGCCAAAUUGUUCUUAUGAGCAAGCAACAUUCAUGCAACCCAAUUGUUCAAUUGUUCUGUGUGUUGUCAGUCUUGUGAAUUGUGAUUCACCAAAGAGAAGUUGAAGCGGAUAAUGGAGUUUGAAAUAAUCAAGAGAGAAACCAUAAAACCAUCCUCUCCAACUCCCCAUUAUCUUAGAAACUUCAAGCUUUCACUUUUGGAUCAACUUGGUCCUGUCGCUUAUGAACCCCUGGUCCUCUUCUACCCCAAAAAUGGCAUUGCAACCCCCGAAAAAUCCGUCUGGAUCAUCAAGAAAUCACUGUCCGAAACCUUAACUCGCUUCUACCCGCUUGCCGGAAGAAUCAAAGGUAACAUCUCCAUUGAUUGCAAUGACCAUGGGGUUGACUAUGUGGAAGCUAGAGUCAAUGGCCUUCUGUCUACCUUUCUCUCAAAACCUGAUGCUCAGACACUGAGAAAGCUCCUUCCUGUAGACGCAGAGUCCCCUGAAGCAGGCAGGGGACCUCUGCUUCUUGUUCAGGCCAAUGUCUUUGAUUGUGGUGGAUUGGCAAUUGGGGUUUGUAUGUCACAUAAGUUGGCCGAUGCAGCCUCAUUGUGCACAUUCAUUAUGGCCUGGUCAGCCACUGCCCUUGGAUUUAGUCAAGCUCUACUUCCAGAUUUCUCUGCAUCGUUCCGAUUUCCACCAACUGAUCACGCCUCCUCAUUCCAGCAGUCUUCAGUGGAUGUGAAGAGAGUGAAUUGUGUGACAAAGAGGUUUGUUUUUUAUGCAUCCAAGAUUGCAGGUCUCAGGACUAAAGCGGCCAGUGCAAUCGUGGAUCAGCCUACGCGUGCCGAAGCUGUGACAGCCCUCAUCUGGAGAUGUGCAGUGGCUGCUGCAUCAAGAUCAUCAAGCUCACUGCAGUCUCCUAAGCUGUCUGUCUUGUCCCAAUCUGUGGACAUCCGCAAAAAGGUCGUGCCGCCGUUGUCAGAUGACUCAAUUGGGAACCUUGUGGGAUACUUUGCUGCACAUACAGAUGAGACUGAGGUGGAGCUGCAAGGCUUGGUUGCUAAAUUGAGGAAAGGAAUAAAAGAAUUGAGCAACAGUUAUGCCAAAAGACUUCAAAAAGAUCAGGCAUUGCAGGUGGUUUGUAAGUCUUUCAAAGACGCAGAUGAGUUGAUCAAAAGAGAUGACAUUAAUAACUUUUAUGUGGGCACAGAUUUGUGUAAUUAUAAGUUAUUGUAUGGGGUAAGUUUUGGGUGGGGAAAGCCAAUCUGGCUUAGUAAUGUCCCUGCUGCUUCAAACAAUAAUGUUGCCUCUUUGGUGAGCACAAGAGAGGAUGGUGGCAUAGAGGCUUGGGUGACUUUGAGUGAGGAAGACAUGGCUGCUUUUGAACAGGAUCAGGAACUUCUUGCUUUUGCUUUCAUGAAUCCAAGUGUCUUAGAAGUAGAACCCAUUACAAGGAAGUCCGCUCUGUAAAUUUUUCACAUGCUGUUGUUUGCUUGUUGAAUUAUCCAACAUUAGAGCUUAGCAUUUGGGUCUCUCUGCUGAUCUGGGGUUGAAUUUUUUGUUCUGUAAGCUUAAGAUCAAUAAUUGUAAAGCUGUUAUGAGUUCAGUCAGGAUCGAAUUUUAGUGGAAUUUGACUUUCACUGCACAAGAUUCCGCCCUAAA
Molecule: messenger RNA, 1740 nt
Organism: Prunus persica (peach)
Lineage: Eukaryota; Viridiplantae; Streptophyta; Magnoliopsida; Rosales; Rosaceae
Product: BAHD acyltransferase At5g47980-like
Exons: 1
Coding region: 208-1548 (446 amino acids)
Source: RefSeq, a predicted model, not a curated record